AAUUCAGCUGCUUAUGGUUUUUAUCACUUAGCCACUCCUACUUUGCUAUAUUCCUUUUGUGGAAGUGUUAACAAAGCAGUUAAGAUGAUACCUAACUGUCUGGGGGAAAGAAAGGAGAGAGAGAAAUAGUCCAAGUGACAAAACAGCAUGUUUUUUAUUUAGGGUAGAGCACAUUCCAGAGACAAAAGCAGGGUGCCAGUCCCUUAAUAGAGUUGCAGCUGGUUUCAAGCAUAAUUUGAUUUAUCAGUAUGUUUACAGACACACAAACAUACAUAUUUUGCUACUGCAAAAUCUUUUCUCUUGAAUACUUGUCAUUUUGGCUUGAUGGAAGUAAAAAUUGAUUCAUUCCCAGUUGCUUCUAUUUGAAGGUCAGUUUCUUCAGGACUUUCAGUCCAUUUCCAGAGAGGGGAGGGUAACAAAAUCUAGGUAAAAAAGAGAUUUAAUUUCUGUGUAUCUUUAAAAAAAAAUCAAUAAAAUAAACUGAGAAAUCUCUGUAAUUCUUACUAAUAUGAAAGAUUUAAAAAUUAUGAAUUUUGCAUUCUGCAAAAUAAUUUAAUUAUUUUCUGACAUCUGUGUAGUAUUUCUACCUGUUAGUGAGCCAGUCCAUUGUGGGACAACAAAGAUAACAUUUCUAUAACACAAGGCAGCAAAAAUACCCAGCCAAGCACAGUACUUCAGAAUAUGAACCAUUGUAAGAGAAUAAAAAAGAAUAUAUUCUGGAAGAUAAGUUGAAGGAUAAUCCAUUAGUAGCAGUGCACUUUUCAGUGGCCUGUGUAGGAGAAUCCAAGUUCUGCAUUUCUUGCAGGUGGAAUGGUCUGUUAUAGAUCUUGCUGUCAUUAUUGCCCCUUUUCUUUCUUGGUCCAUAGGGACAUGCAUAUACCUCAUGACUGAAGAGCAGGAAGGAUGUGGCAAACAGGGAAGUGACUCAUGAACAAGGGCAUUGCAGAGCUGCUGCUGCAACAGCAAUUACAAAUGUUUAAGGAGAUGGGAAGAGCAAGCCAGGCUGUGCUAUUAAUUUUGUGCGUGUUAAGGACUGUUAAAGCUUUUGAAAUGGAAAUUAUGCCUGCUGAGAGAAUUGUGGCACAGAUUGGAGGCACACUCAUACUCACAUGCAAUACUACUGGCUGUGCAUCACCAAGUUUUUCCUGGAGAACCCAGAUGGACAGCCCCCUUGGAGGAAAAGUCAGAAACCACAGGACAUAUUCUACAUUGACUAUGAAUCCAGUUGGUGUUGUGAAUUCUCAUUCUUAUCUUUGUACUGUCAUAUGUGGUGAGAGAGGGAAAAAGGAGAAGAGUGUCAAAGUUGAACUUUACUCUUUCCCCAGUGAUCCUAUCAUUGACAUCAGCCCAUCCUUAGUUGCUGGAGAACCAGCCCCUGUCAUCUGUAAAAUUCCUGAUGUGUAUCCUUCUCAUCACUUGGAAGUUCUCCUAAAGAAAGAUGGGCGUGUUCUUCAUGAGGAAUAUUUUUUGGAUGAUGACAGCACAAAUACAGAGACCAAAACUGUGACAUAUACAUUUCAUCCCAUGGCUGAAGAUGCUGGGAAAGAGAUUACCUGUGUGGCCAGGUUACCAAUUGCUGAUAUGGAUUUUGAACCCAAAGAAAGAACAUCUUCUCAGAAACUUAAUGUAAAUUUUGGUCCACAAAAUACUAUCAUUACUGCAUCUCCAAGCAACUCACCAAUGGAAGGAGACUCUCUGAACCUCACUUGUGUGACUCAGAGUAACCCACCAGCACAAAUAAUUUGGAGUAAAUAUUUGGCUGAAGAAAGCAUUCAGCAUCUGAUAAAAAACAAUGUUCUUUUUAUUCCCCGUGUCCAUUUCAAUGAGUCAGGACGGUACAUCUGUGAAGUAAUUAAUCUGGUAACUAAUAAAACAGAGGAAGCAACUGUGGACAUUGUUAUGCAAGGUGCUCCAGUCAUUACAAAACUCUCCAUUGAACCUUCUACAACAGUUCAGGAAGGACAAAAUGUCUCCAUACAAUGUUCUGCUGAAAGCAACCCUCCUCCCAAGAUAAUUCUAAGGAGAAAAUCUGACAAUGCGGACACAGGGACUUCUAAUGCCAGAAGUAUUUUUCUUCCAUCUGUGAUGUUCCAAAAUGGAGGAGACUAUGAAUGUGUAGCAGAAAAUAAGUAUGGGAACAGUAAAAGUGAAAUCACACUUAAUGUGAAAUAUGGACCAAAGAAUACAAUGAUCACUGUUUUCCCUGCUGCUCUUAAAGAAGGGGAAACUGUGACAAUGAAAUGUACUAGUUCUGGUAAUCCAGCUCCUGUGAUCUCCUGGAAGAAAAAGAAGGCCACCGGGGAGUUUGAGAAAAUUUCUAAAAAUGCAACUAUAACUAUACAGAACUUGAAAAGUCAAGAUCUGGGGCUUUAUGAAUGUGAAGCUUAUAAUCCAUUUGGCAAGGAAGAAAAAGCUGUGGAAUUAUAUGUUCAAGCAAGAUUGGAAGAACCAGAUCAGAUGAUCCCAUUCAUUAUUGCAUUCUCAUCUGUAGCAGCAGUAGCAGUUCCUGCAGCUGCCAUUUUGAUCUACGUGUCAAGACAAGCAAAGAUCAAUGGAUCCUACAGUCUUGUAAAAGCACUGAGGUUGAAAGUUUGAUCAUGUGAAUAUAAGUGUUUAGUUGAUAAUAAGCACUUUUAUUUAUUGCUGUGACUGGUUCUACUCUUCUGUAACAAACGAGUGACUUAAGAACAGCACUAUGUGAUAGCAAAUGGGCUUAUUUUCAUGUUCUCAUAAGUGUUUUGGUAUUUAAAUUAAAGGAAGAGCUAGAAUCCUGACCUAGAAAUUGGUAAAUCAUUUCUGUGUUGAAGCAUUCUGAACAAAGAGUUCUGUGAAGAACUAGGUUUGUACAUAGUGUAUAAUUUGUGUUAUAAAUAUGUUCAACUAAAUAUCAGUUUGUAAAACUUGUCUUAUUGCAACUGUACAGAGAAAUUUUGUUAAUUCAAAGACAUAAAUCAAUAUUGCUUGAGCUGAUCAGGUGAUUUUUAUUUUGUAUUACUCUGCAGCAUGAAUGUUUUUUAAUAUAAUUUGUCUGGUUGUGGUAAUGUUUGGAAAAUAUUCUCUUUUCACUGAUAUUGCCAUAAACUAUACCUUCAAUGAUGUUACACAAUCACUGGACUAUGCAUUUCUAACAAAUUUAAACUAAUUUUAGCCUUUGAGGGUCAUUUGCAAAACAUUUUAUUUUAAAUAUUAUUCAAAAUCUGGGGUUAUAAUCCUGUAAGUUCUAGCACUGCUAAGGCAUUCUUGCUGGCUUUAAUCAUUCUCAAUCAAUGUCAGAAUUCCGUUAUUUUGUGAUGAGCCAAAUCAGACCUUUCUUGUAAAAUACAAGGGCAUUGUAAAUAUGCUUUACAGAUUUCCACUGCAAAAUAAAACUACCAGCAGAUUUCUUUGUCUAAA
Messenger RNA from Melozone crissalis (California towhee), 3393 nucleotides. It is a transcript of the gene VCAM1, whose product is annotated as vascular cell adhesion molecule 1. The record is from RefSeq and is a predicted model, not a curated record. Gene Ontology annotation, cellular component: membrane. Gene Ontology annotation, biological process: cell-cell adhesion. Gene Ontology annotation, molecular function: integrin binding. The coding region runs from base 928 to 2595 and encodes 555 amino acids. Lineage: Eukaryota; Metazoa; Chordata; Aves; Passeriformes; Passerellidae. The transcript has 8 exons.